UUUAGUUUUUUGCAUUGAUCCUUUGAAUGUCAUACACAGUUUUGAGAGCUGUUCUUUGAGCCACUUCCUCAAAGCUCUAUAUUGUCUCUUUAAACUUUGUUAUACUCGAUUUUAUUCUUGAUAGCUAGCACCCUGUAACUUCUGCUAUGGAUUUAUGCAGACAAAAGCUAUGUAUCUUAUUUUACUGUGUGCACCUUCCCAAGAUUUGCUGCCAACUUGACUGUUACUUUUAUGAUCUCUUGUAGUGAUAGUAGUUACCAGUUUUUACAUCCACAGGUCUGGUGUAAAAAGAAAGGAUUGUUGAUACUUUUGGGAAACAACCUAUAUAUGAUUAGACAAAAUCCUGUGAGAGUGUCUUCUAUGCACUUUUUUAUGUUUAUUUAAUAAUCUGAAAGAAGACUAGCGUUUGGAAUAAUGGCAACAGGAGACCUAAAUGGAAGUUUAAGAAAAAUCGAACAAGGACUUCGCUUGUUAAAUUAUCCAAGAGAUGUGGAUUAUACAGUGUUAGUAAAGGGUGAUCCAGCUGCAUUUUUACCUAUCAUCAGCUAUUGUUUUACAUCUUUUUCAACUUGCAUAGCAGAGCUUUUGGUAAAGUGUGAAGUGGAACUGACAGCCAAGAGUGACUUGCGUUUUAUCGAAGCUGUUUAUAAGUUUCUUCGAGAUCAAUUUCAGUAUAAACCAAUUUUAACAAAAGAGCAGUUUCUUCAGGUUGGCUUUGCAGAAAGAAAAAUGCAAAUUGUUUGUGACAUUAUCAACUGUGUAGUGAAGAAACAUAAGGAGUUGAGUAACUCUAGUAAGGUUAAAUCCCAAACGAGAAAAAAAAUCAAACCUUUUAAAAUUGAAGUAUGGUCAAAUUGUGGUAAAGGUCUUGCUGAUCCAAGUCGCAGUGCUCUGAAUUCCAAACAGCAUACUCAGAAGAAGCCUCUAGUUGAACGGCACUCAGGAGAUGAAGUUAGUCGUGAUCUUUGUCCACUACCUCUUCCAGCACAGGGAGAGACUGAGGAAGAAUUGUGCCCAGAUCAUGAUAUUGUGGAAGUUAACUGUGAACAAGACCUAGAAGAAAACUCACAAAUUGAGUUUUUGAAGAAUCAGCUUGCGGAUUUCCAGGAAAAGCUUAAUAAGCUAGAUUGGAUGGAAGAUAAACUACAAGUUUUAGAAGAGAAGCUGCAAGGAAAGGUGAUCAUAGAUGAGAAGGACUGGAAUAACUUACUGAAUCGAGUUUUGCUUCUUGAAACAGAACUGUUGUUACAAUCCAGAAAGAGAGACUUACCUAAAGACUUCAGCAAUAUAAAUCAAAAAAGAACUUCUAGUAGCAAUCCAGUUUCUUUUGAUACAGAGAGGAAUGAGGAGAUGCCAGAGAGUCAUCUUCAGUCGUCUGGAUGCAGUUCACUGUUAUCCACAGACCAGUCUCCCAAAGACAUGGCCAUUAAUUCUCAUGAUCUGACAGACAUUUCAAAGGAGACAAUAAGACAAAGAAUGGAAAAGAUAAGUAAAAUAAUUGAAGAAACCUUCAAAUUGUUCAAAACGCCAAGCCCACCUCUAGGAAUACCUGCAAGCACAGGUCUUCAGACCUGGUCUCUCGAGACCUAUGGAUACCUGAAAUAAUCUGUAUGUUUAUACAGUGUUCAAUUCUUAAUAUAUUGAAUUUGUAAUGAUCACCAGUGCCUUUAUUGCUUUGAAUAAAUAUUUUACUCAUGCAUCUGUGUAUUGAUUCCCUCCCCACAACCACAAUUUUUGGUUUUCAAGACUGUUCAAAUAGCUUCUUCCCCCCUCCUUGCACUUUUGUAAAUUGAAGUCAUUACAGCAGUGUAUUCUUGUGUUGACAUUUGUUAGCAGUGUGCUAAGUAAUAUGUUUUUUAAAGUGUGGGCUUGAGGACUGUGGUUUACAUCCUGUUGGAAACAUUCCAGCUGGAGCUUGCAUAUUACACCCAAGAGGCAUUCUUACAUACCAUCUUACCAUCUGUACUGUUGAAUAAGUCUUAAUAAAAAACUUACAUACACAGUUUCAGAUAUGUACCUUUUUUGUUGGGUUUUUAUUUUUAAAUAUAAGUUUUCAUGCUGAGCUGGAGAGCACCAACACUUUAUGGCUUCCAUUAACACUGACAAAGUGAGGGUCAGUUUGAUCCUAAACACAAAAAUGUGCAAGUAAGUCUACAGACUUUGACUGCAAGAGAUGUGUUGAGUGUUUUAGUGCUCUUACCCAACACAUUUUAAGACCAGCAGCACAGAUGGAGACCAGUCAGUAUACAAAGAAACACAACAUUUUCAUUAUUUGAAGCCAUAUUAAGAUUUCUGUUUAGAGACAUAAGUAGAUGUUAGACUUCCAUAAACAUAUGAUCAAACCAAAGAUGUGUGAGGCUUGAUUAGAUUUAUUUAAUUGUUUAUUGCUUUUUCUAAAUUGGUAGUCUGUCAUAUCAAGGUUCCUUUGUGUUUUAAUACUUCACUUGAAAAGAUUUUUGGAGUUUAAUAUUACAGACCAAUCAGAAUUUUUUGGGGGGCAGAGUUUGCAGAUGAAGGUAAAAGCAGCUGUUUAAUAUGCUGUAAAAAGUGAUUUCUAUGUUUUACAAUAAUUAUGAUUUUUUUUUCCUAUAACCAUAUGGAGUAUAAAUGGACUUUAUUUUACACAGAAACAGAAGAGCUUGUGACGAUCUGUUAUGUUAUAUAAACUAGUUCUGGGGUUUUUAUACUUCUGGGAUUGGACUUACUUUUUCAGUUGUUUAAAAAUAAAAGAACGUAUAAAGA
Messenger RNA from Passer domesticus (house sparrow), 2742 nucleotides. It is a transcript of the gene CEP44, whose product is annotated as centrosomal protein 44. The coding region runs from base 415 to 1605 and encodes 396 amino acids. The record is from RefSeq and is a predicted model, not a curated record. The transcript is spliced from 11 exons. Lineage: Eukaryota; Metazoa; Chordata; Aves; Passeriformes; Passeridae. Gene Ontology annotation, cellular component: centrosome; spindle pole.